This is a messenger RNA of Clonostachys byssicola, 285 nucleotides long. The record is from the annotation of a GenBank genome assembly. NCBI's taxonomy places the organism in Eukaryota, Fungi, Ascomycota, Sordariomycetes, Hypocreales, Bionectriaceae.
AUGGAUGAGACCAAUGGCUACCCUCCAUUUGAGGACCAGGACCCUGUGAUCUCCUCGAUGCUCCGCUCCAAAAUGGGCACGAAGUCUGAUAAUGCACGCAUCUUUAUCCCCAACCGCAAAUCAUUCAACACAUCCUCUGUCGCCUAUGUUACCUACAAAUGGGUGAAGAUUCCAAUUUCUUGUGGUUUAUGUGAUCAGGCUUUCGAGUCAUUUGACGAGCGCCAGCUUCACCGUAAUCAUACCCACGGGGUGUCAGAAGGCACCAACCCGCUCCCCGAUGCAUGA